Messenger RNA from Aspergillus sclerotioniger CBS 115572, 915 nucleotides. RefSeq names its product cytochrome c oxidase assembly protein COX16. The transcript has 2 exons. Gene Ontology annotation, biological process: mitochondrial respiratory chain complex IV assembly. The record is from RefSeq and is a predicted model, not a curated record. Lineage: Eukaryota; Fungi; Ascomycota; Eurotiomycetes; Eurotiales; Aspergillaceae. Gene Ontology annotation, cellular component: mitochondrial inner membrane. The coding region runs from base 160 to 564 and encodes 134 amino acids.
ACUGCCGUCGCAAGUAUUCAGCUAUCAUUACAUUAAUUACAUUACGCCAAUUGUAAGGCAAACUCUCCCGCACUUCUUCCGGAACUUAGGUAGUCGGAUUCAACUAUUCGUGUGGGGGACAACCCGCCUCGUUAAUUGACCUAGAUACCUACCACUACAAUGCCGGUAUUCCAAGCCAAGACGUUUCGACGUGCGACAACAGCAUCAUCGACCCUCGGAGAACGGAUUGGUGCAGCUUACCGGGCUCAUCUGCCUAAGCGGCCGUUCCUACUUUUCGGCUUUCCUUUCAUUAUGAUCAUAGUCGCCGGGUCUUUUGCUUUAACCCCAGCUGCCGCUCUGAGGUACGAGCGGUACGACCGCAGAGUCAAACAAUUAAGUCAAGAGGAAGCGAUUGAUCUGGGCCUGAAAGGACCUGAUGGCGAGGAGGGCAUCAAACGAAACCCCCGAAGAAGGGUUAUUGGAGACGAAAGGGAAGAGUACUAUCGGCUCAUGGCCAAAGAUCUAGAUAAAUGGGAACAGAAAAGAGUACAACGUUUUAAAGGCGAACCUGAUGGAAAGCUCUGAGAUGCAUCGCUUGUGGAUCUAUUACCCUUCUACUUGUCGGCAAUCUCACAAUUUGAGCCUUUCUUUAUAACCCCUCCGGCUGUAGCUGCCUAUUUGAAAUGUGAGAAUGGCUACUGUCUUUUGGGUACGAAUGCAUUUGCGAUCACUUCGACGUUGAUCAUCACUAAUUGUUAAGGAUGGUUCCCGUAGGGUCAAUAUGCACUUUCCGAAGAGCGGGUCCAUCCUUUUCUGUAUUAAUGCUUACUUUGAUAGCAUCUGAAUAUUUAGCCAGUUAGAAGUGGCGGUUGGCACAAGCUUAUAAGUUUGAGUAUAAGAGUCUUAGCUGUACAUAUGUUGACUUGAAGUAUCUGG